Emericellopsis cladophorae is the source of this 2619-nucleotide messenger RNA. RefSeq lists its product as uncharacterized. Gene Ontology annotation, cellular component: cell surface. The transcript has 3 exons. Lineage: Eukaryota; Fungi; Ascomycota; Sordariomycetes; Hypocreales; Bionectriaceae. The record is from RefSeq and is a predicted model, not a curated record. Gene Ontology annotation, molecular function: glucan endo-1,3-beta-D-glucosidase activity; endo-1,3(4)-beta-glucanase activity. Bases 1 to 2619 code for a protein of 872 amino acids.
AUGAAGACCGCCAUCCACGCCCUGGCCCUGUGGCUGGCCACAGCACAGGCCUUGACCAUCCCUCACCCGUACCCACGAGCCACACAAGGUCCUGCCAGACGCCAGGUGCCCAUCGAUGAGACCGAGGCCGAGCUCGUGUCCAGUGCCUAUCUCACAUCCUAUGCCACAAGCGACAUCGUCCCCCGCACGGAGACCGUCCCGCUCAAGACCUCUGUCCAGCGCACCGGCACCGUUGUCAUCCUCCCCACGCUUUCCGUCGAGCCCCAUACAGACGGUGUUAUCAUCACCGACAUUGCCAGUUCGAGCCCGCCUCUGCUGACGCGCAUUAUCGCGUCGCCUACAUCUCUCCUAGAGCCAAUCGAGCCGACAUCGACCACAAGCAGCUCCAGCAAGAGCAAAGGCAAAGGAGGCAAGCGUCAAGCUACGUACGAUGACGGGGACGACAUCACCACAGACCUCAUGGUCGUGGAGGAGCGCCAGACGGCUAAUAUCUUUGACGUGCCCAUCUCCACCAACGGGCCGCCCUCCAUGAUCCCGCGCAGAAAAGACCACCCCGUCAAGGGCAUUGAGCUGCGCAAGUCGGGACCCGUCCAGACCAACAAGUUCUACUCCAACUUCUUCCUCGGCGAUCAGACCAACCCGACGUACACGAUGCCCUAUGCGAUCAACUGGGCCAAGGGUAAAGGGGCCACCGGGAGCUGGGGCCUUUCCAUCUCGCAGAUCCAACCGAAGCAGAAGGUCUACGGACCCGUCAAGUACAACGAUGCCGCCUCGUUCUACAUCAAUCCCAUUGGCAUCCAGCAAAUGGUCCUCUCGGCCACCGAGCUGGGGCCCAAGACGAUUCUCUCCAUCGACCGGAUGGGCCCCUUUUCGGCGCGCAUCAACCUCAAGAAGAACGCCGCCUCGUUCCCGACGAUCCAGUUCCCCCUCGUGCAAGGCAUGCCCUACAUAACGGGCACCUUUGUCGGGGGCACGCCGCUGAUCCAGACCGGCGUCUACAUUCGACAGAUGACAAAGGUGGCCAAGAACCCCAAAGCCAAUGUGGCAAAGUACAACUUCCUUCUCGAGGACGGCACCACCUGGCACGUGUACGCGCACUGCACGGGCGGCGCCAUGCUCAACCUGAAGACGAUCAACAAUGGCCUUGUCCAGAGCACAAAGCCUUUCACUGGCAGCAUCCAAAUCGUCAAGGACACGUUCAGCCGCAACUCGGAGCAAAUGCUCGACGACGGCGCGGGCGUCUACCCGACGGGCGUCGAGCUCACGGGCUCGACGAGCGGCAAGGUCGGCACCUACAGCUUCAAAUUUCAGCGUGCUGGCCACCCCUCCGGGUCUCUGUACAUGUGGGCGCUUCCUCACCACGUUGCUUCCUUUGACGCGGCUACCCGCUCCCGCACCUCGGCCUUUCAGAUGUACACGCACACCAAGGGCAAGUGCACUUUGGUCCGCGACACGGUCUGGACCAUGGUCGAGCCAGAGAUGCCCACCAGCAUGGGUCACGGCCCCUGGGACGCCAGCACCAGGUCGACUCGCAAGUCGCUCUCCGCCUCCGCCAAGGCUGCUGUCCGGGCGGUAGCCCUGAUGGAGGCUUCGCAGGACAUGGACAGCCAGACCAACCUGAACUCCAUGUACUUUAGUGGCAAAGCCCUCCUCAAAUUCGCCCAAAUCUGCUACACGAUCCAGGACCUCGUCGGCGACAAGCCCCUUGCUGCCGCCUGCACCGCCAAGCUCAAGGAUGCCUUUAAUGUUUUCGCACAGAACAAACAGCAGUUUCCCCUGAACUAUGAAAGUCAGUGGGGAGGUGUCGUAUCGACGGCGUCGUACGUCACCGGCGAUCCUCUCGUCGACUUUGGCAACACAUACUACAACGACCACCACUUCCACUACGGAUACCACGUCCUCGCUGCGGCGUUCCUGAGCUACCUGGACAACGAGUGGCGCGACAACAACAAGGACUGGGUCGACACCUUGGUGCGCGACUAUGCCAACCCCAGCGCACAGGACUCGUGGUUCCCCCAGCACCGCAGCUUUGACUGGUACCACGGUCAUAGCUGGGCUGCCGGGCUGUUCGCCUCGCUCGAUGGCAAGAACCAGGAGUCGAGCUCCGAAGACAUCAUGGCCAUGUACGCCAUCCGGCUCUGGGGCAGCGUGACCAAGGACACGGCCAUGAUCGCGCGCGCCAACCUGCAGCUCGCCGUCAUGACGCGCGCGCUGGACAGCUAUUACCUCAUGAAGAGCGACAACACGAACCACCCGUCGCAGUUCGUUGGCAACAAGGCCGCGGGCAUCGUCUUUGAGAACAAGGUGGACCACACGACUUUUUUCUCCUCAGACAUUGAGUGCAUCCAGGGCAUCCACAUGCUGCCCAUCCACGCGCCGACCACGUACUCGCGGUCCAAGGCGUUUGUGCAGGAGGAGUGGGACGCGUACUUUAGCAACGGCCGCGUGGACAAGUUGGACAAUGCUUGGAAGAGUAUUAUCUAUGCCAACUAUGCCACCGUCCAGCCCAAGGCAGCGUGGGACUACUUUAACAAGCAGGGCUUUGACGCCAGCCUCAUUGACGGCGGCGCGUCGAGGGCUUGGUACAUGGCCUAUGCGGCAGCACUCGGCAAAUUAUAG